AUGAUCAAUGUUAUAGCAGUUUUUCAAGAUUUCGGAACUUCUUCGACUAUCUACAGUUAUAGCAAUUUUGGUGAAUUUAAAAUCGAAGAAGUUAUCUGGAGUCAAAAAACAACAGUGCCGUAUUUUCGAGAUCACAUGCAGGAUCUUAAUGGAUCUAGUUUGCCAAUUUUAUUUGGAGGAUCUGAACCAGCAUUGAUAAUUUCAGAAAACUCGAAAGAAAUUGAGAUAUCAGGUGCUGGUGUGAAAGUUCCAGUGAAAUGGUUUUCAUAUCCAUACACGGUCUUCGAUUGGAGUGUUAUGCUGCCUGUGGAACCAAAAGUCCCAAUUUUUAAACUUUUUGCCUUUAUAUUUCAUUGGAAUGCUUUUCUGAUAACAAUUCUGACUUUCAUAUUACUUUCUGUUUUACUUGAGGCAGCUAAAACUUUCCAAGAAUCAUAUCGGACAUUUACGAUGCAUGUUGAUUUCUUCUUUAACAUGGAUUGUUUCCGUGGAAUCCUCGGAAAGUCCUUCACAGAAGCACCAAAAGCUUUUUUCACAACAAAAAUCAUCUAUUUGUUGAUCUUUUUGCUUGGAAUAAUGAUUGUAACUUCUUACGAUGCAUUUCUUCAAUCUUUCAUGACCAAAUUACCAAGAGAAAACAUUAUAAAAUCUUGGGAUGAUUUACAAUCUUCUGGCUUGAAAGUCUACCAAAGUUAG
Episyrphus balteatus (marmalade hoverfly) is the source of this 696-nucleotide messenger RNA. RefSeq lists its product as uncharacterized. The record is from RefSeq and is a predicted model, not a curated record. The transcript has 2 exons. Lineage: Eukaryota; Metazoa; Arthropoda; Insecta; Diptera; Syrphidae. Bases 1 to 696 code for a protein of 231 amino acids.